Molecule: messenger RNA, 1694 nt
Organism: Capsicum annuum
Lineage: Eukaryota; Viridiplantae; Streptophyta; Magnoliopsida; Solanales; Solanaceae
Product: probable UDP-3-O-acyl-N-acetylglucosamine deacetylase 1, mitochondrial
Exons: 7
Coding region: 58-1065 (335 amino acids)
Biological process (GO): lipid A biosynthetic process
Source: RefSeq, a predicted model, not a curated record
UCUAGUAGUAUAGAAGUAGAAAAGAAAUUUCCGUCAACUUCCUAAACAAAAUCGUCGAUGACUUACAGUCGAGCCUUCAACAGAUCUCGCAACUCCUCAAGCCUUAUCUCAUGGAUUCCCACUGGUAAGAUGCAGAAAACAGUAGCUAACUGUAUAGAACUCACCGGAAUCGGUCUCCACUCCGGCAAGAUUUCUUCCGUCAGAAUCUUGCCGGAGAUAGCUGGCAAGGGUAGGUACUUCAAAUUCGGUUCAAAUGUCAUUCGCGCAUCUACUGAUUACGCCAAUGAGUCUCCACUCUGCACGACACUUUGCAAAUAUGGGCACUCUAUUAGUACCGUUGAGCACUUACUUUCCGCUUUGGAGGCCACCGGUGUCGAUAAUUGCCGUCUCGAAAUCGAAAGCUCUCAUCCUCAGGAUUCAUCCUAUGAGGUUCCUAUUCUGGACGGAUCAGCAAGAGAAUGGGUGGACGCAAUUGAAGAAGCUGGGCUGAAGGAAGCAUUAGAUCGUAGUGGUAAAAGCUGUGAGAAAUUAGCUCCUGUUCUUAGAGAACCUGUUACUGUAUGGAAAAAUGAUUCUUUUAUUGCUGCAUUCCCUUAUUCAAAGAUCAAGAUUACCUAUGGCAUCGACUUUCCACAGGCCCCUGAAAUUGGCUGUCAGUGGUUCUCUUCAACCUACCUGGAUAAAGAUUUCUUUACCAAAGAACUAGCUUCUGCAAGAACCUUUUGCAUUUAUGAACAGGUUGAACAACUACGCGAAUCAGGAGUUAUCAAGGGGGGUUCUGCCAAAAAUGCCAUUGUUUGUAGUGAGAGUAGAGGCUGGCUGAAUCCACCACUGCGUUUUAGUGAUGAACCUUGCAGACACAAGGUUUUAGAUCUUAUAGGUGAUCUUUCUCUUUUGGCGCAUGGUGGUAACCAAGGGCUUCCAGUCGCACACAUUAUUGUUUAUAAGCCUUGUUCGCACAUCUGCUAUAUACGGAGCUUUCAGACCUGGCUGAACUUUCUUUAUUGGCAUGGGGAACUUUCUGAUGUUACUGUUUACUAUUACACAGUAUGCUGCCUGCUUUAGCAUAGGUUCUUAGUUCUGCUUGUGGGAAGAAAAGGUGGAAAGGAAACUUAACUAAAUUCUAUUCAAACUUUUCCCAUAUCUAAUUUUAACAAUGCAUGUGCUGUAUCUGGUCCUGAACCUCAUUGUUGCGGCAUCAUAAACUUGGUUACCUUCUGGUCAUAGUCAUAGCAAUGUAGUUUCCUUCAAAGUUCUAGGAUACCGUGAGCAUCUACAUGGAGAAACUGUCUGGUCCCUAUGCUUUUGGUAGAGUUCAAAUUUCGAAUUUUCAACUUUUCUAUUCUUUUCUUUUUUCACUUAGUGUUUGCGGAAAAAUUGCUACUCCAUUCGUAAUUAGCGAGAAAGUUGAAAAUGUUUCUGUGCAUGUCUUCAUAAAAUCGUUGAUGAGCUUUAUUAUACAUAUUUGCACAAAAGAAGUUGAUUGGCAAUAGAAGCGCAAACCUUCAUUAUUGAUAGAGGGCAAUAGUCAAGCCAUGAUGCCCCUGACAUAUCGUGACAGAGACAUGGACAUAAUUUGGUGACUGUUUCUGGAGAAAACGAGGCAUGAAGAAUAUGAUAUGAUGAUGUAUUUCGAGAUACCCGAUAAAGAUAUUCAAGAGACAAUUAAGAAUUAAGGAGAGUAAGAGAGGAAA